AUGAUUAAACAACAGCAACCACAGCAACUUAAGGCGCAAAGCACCCAGGUCCUUCAGACCAUUACAUACGCCAUAUAUGCAUAUAAUUCAAAGACAGCAGAACAAACACAAAGGUUGAAAUAUGGAGAUUUGGAGAUAGUAUUGAAAAAUGA
This is a messenger RNA of Trichomonas vaginalis G3, 152 nucleotides long. RefSeq lists its product as uncharacterized. NCBI's taxonomy places the organism in Eukaryota, Parabasalia, Trichomonadida, Trichomonadidae. The annotation marks the transcript as partial. The record is from RefSeq and is a predicted model, not a curated record. The transcript has a single exon.